Messenger RNA from Balaenoptera musculus (blue whale), 1952 nucleotides. It is a transcript of the gene SLC25A24, whose product is annotated as solute carrier family 25 member 24. Gene Ontology annotation, molecular function: ATP transmembrane transporter activity; calcium ion binding. Lineage: Eukaryota; Metazoa; Chordata; Mammalia; Artiodactyla; Balaenopteridae. The record is from RefSeq and is a predicted model, not a curated record. Gene Ontology annotation, biological process: transmembrane transport. The transcript is spliced from 10 exons. Gene Ontology annotation, cellular component: mitochondrial inner membrane. Bases 178 to 1611 code for a protein of 477 amino acids.
GCUCCUCCCCAGGCAGCAGCGGGAGCGGCCACGCCCUGUGCGCCGAACCGGCCUCGGGUGGGGACUUGGCUCUGUUCAGCUUGCGCGCCGCGGGCCCCUUACAGCCAGGCCUCGCGCCCGAUCAGCCCUCGGCCCCCCUGACCUCCCUCGGCUGGGCUGGCCCGCGCCUCCCGGACCAUGCUGCGCUGGCUGCGGGGCUUCGUGCUGCCCGCGGCGGCCUGCCAGGACGCGGAGCCGCCGACGCGCUACGAGACCCUCUUCCACAAGCUUGACCGCAACGGGGACGGCGUGGUGGACAUCUGCGAGCUGCAGGAGGGGCUCAAGAGCCUGGGCAUCCCCCUGGGCCAGGACGCCGAGGAGAAAAUUUUUACUACUGGUGAUGUCAACAAAGAUGGAAAGCUGGAUUUUGAAGAAUUUAUGAAGUACCUUAAAGACCAUGAGAAACAAAUGAAAUUGGCAUUUAAGAGUUUGGACAAAAAUAAUGAUGGAAGAAUUGAGGCUUCUGAAAUUGUCCAGUCUCUCCAGAUACUAGGUGUAACUAUUUCUAAACAACAAGCAGAGUUGAUUCUUCAAAGCAUCGAUGCUGAUGGGACGAUGACAGUGGACUGGAAUGAAUGGAGAGACUACUUCUUAUUUAACCCUGUUACAGACAUUGAGGAAAUUAUCCGUUUCUGGAAACAUUCUACUGGUAUUGACAUAGGAGAUAGUUUAACUAUUCCAGAUGAAUUCACGGAAGAUGAAAAGAAGUCGGGGCAGUGGUGGAGGCAGCUUUUGGCAGGAGGUGUUGCCGGUGCCAUCUCUCGAACAAGCACUGCCCCUUUGGAUCGUCUGAAAGUCAUGAUGCAGGUCCAUGGUUCAAAAUCAGAGAAAAUGAACAUAUAUGGCGGCUUUCGACAGAUGGUCAAAGAGGGAGGUAUCCGCUCGCUUUGGAGAGGAAAUGGUACAAAUGUCAUUAAAAUUGCUCCUGAGACAGCUGUUAAGUUCUGGGCAUAUGAACAGUACAAGAAGUUGCUUACUGAAGAAGGACAAAAAGUAGGAACCUUAGAGAGAUUCGUUUCUGGUUCCAUGGCUGGAGCAACUGCACAGACAUUUAUUUAUCCUUUGGAGGUUCUGAAAACCAGGCUGGCUGUAGGCAAAACUGGACAAUACUCUGGGAUGUUUGAUUGUGCCAAGAAGAUUUUGAAACAUGAAAAAAUGGGAGCUUUUUACAAAGGUUAUGUUCCCAAUUUAUUAGGCAUCAUACCUUAUGCAGGUAUAGAUCUUGCUGUGUAUGAGCUCUUGAAGUCCCAUUGGCUAGAUAAUUUUGCCAAAGACUCUGUAAACCCUGGAGUCAUGGUGCUGCUGGGAUGUGGUGCCUUAUCCAGCACCUGUGGUCAGCUGGCCAGCUAUCCCUUGGCUUUGGUGAGAACACGCAUGCAGGCUCAAGCCAUGGUAGAAGGAACCCCACAGCUGAACAUGGUUGGGCUCUUUCGACGAAUAAUUUCUAAAGAAGGAUUACCAGGACUUUACAGAGGCAUCACCCCAAACUUUAUGAAGGUGCUUCCUGCUGUAGGCAUCAGUUAUGUGGUUUACGAAAAUAUGAGACAAACUUUAGGAGUAACUCAGAGCUGAAUUUUUUGCUUUAGCAUGAUUAUGGAAACUUCCAACCAUCUCCAGAGUGACCUUUUCUCCUAGAAUUGCAACAAGUCCAUGGCAAAAAGAAGCUGUAUUUUUUUUUCACAAAAGGGAAGAGCAUAUCAUUGGUAACUUCAAACAUUUGGACUCAAUUUUAUACAUUCAGAAAUGCUAAAAAUCAUUGUUUUGAUGAGCUCAUACAGUUUUGAAAAGGCAAUAAAAUUAUAUUUUUUCUUAUUGGUCCUUUCUACAAAUCUCUGCCUGGAAUUCUAAAUCUGAAAAAAUGUACUUGCUUGAACUAAAUUUGCUUUGUGUGAAUUAUAAAUCUUUGAUCUUUA